CAGGCCACUGUAGUGGGUUUCCUGGCUGCAAUUGUGGCAGUGGGCCUGGGGGCUCUGAGUGGAGGGAGAGUGACAGCCCUGGAGGCAGCAAUACUUUGUGCCAGCAGUGUCACCACAGCCUUCAUCUCUGCCUUAACUCUAGGACUGGUGGUGGUGGCUGUCAUCAUCGGCUCACGAAAGAUGGGUAUAAAUCCAGACAAUGUGGCCACGCCUAUAGCAGCCAGUCUGGGAGACCUGAUCACACUGUCUGUGCUGGCUGGAGUCAGCAGCCUCUUCUAUUGUCACAGAGACAUGUGGUCCCUGCCCGUCGUGGUGUGCGCCUUCUUCCUGGCCGUGCUCCCGUGGUGGGUCGUUAUUGCGCGUCGCUCUCGGCCCAUCAGAGAGGUGCUGUGGUCCAGCUGGCAGCCCGUCAUAUUGGCCAUGUCCAUCAGCAGUAUCGGUGGGCUCAUUCUGGACAAGACGGUGAGCGACCCCACCUUUGAAGGCAUGGCCAUGUUCACUCCAGUCAUCAACGGAGUAGGAGGAAAUCUAGUAGCCAUCCAGGCCAGCAGGAUGUCCACAUACCUGCACUACUGGAGCUCUCCUGGACAACUGCCCCCCAAAAUGAGUGGGACCUGCCCUAGCCUCCAUGCCACCUUUUGCUCCAAAGACGUCGACGCUAGAUCAGCCAGAGUUUUGCUUCUGCUUGUUGCGCCUGGUCACAUGCUCUUCCUGUACACCAUCUACCUCCUUCAGGGCGGCCAUACUGCAUUGACCCUUACCUUCAUCAGCUCCUACUUGUCUGCAGCACUAUUACAGGUUGUCAUCUUGUUGUACGUGGCUUCAGUGAUGGUGCGUUGGCUUUGGAGAAGAGGUCUUGAUCCGGAUAACUUUUGUAUUCCGUAUCUGACUUCACUGGGUGAUUUGUUGGGGACAGGCUUCCUGGCUCUGACUUUUAGAUUCCUAAUGAUGGCUGGUCCAGCUGGGAAUGGAGAAUAAUACGGAAGUUGCUUUAAUAUGUCAUGAAGGUGGUGACACUACCUGAGAAGACGACCAGAAAGAAAGAAGGAGCAACAACAACAGAGGAUUUGGAUGACAAAAUAAAAUGAUAAAAUUAUUUGAUAAAAUGAAUAAACAUAGACUGUAUAAAGAAGUGGGCUAAGGGAGUGUGACGUCACCUCUAGUGUUCGGCUCCAGUCAAAUGAAGCUCACGAUGCUAGCGGUUAUAGGGCUGAAUUUCUAACCAUGUUCCAUAUUAGCUAUACUUAUUUAUGGACAGAACAGCUAAAUAAAAACAACAGGAUCAUGUAGAACAAGUUAAUACAAACAUUUUAAGAACAAAAUGAUAAGGCUCACUGCAGCAGUUAAAGAGAGAGAAGUGACAAUUUUUUAAUGUAAAGUCAAUUGGAAACAGAGUCAAUGGAGCCGGAAGCGUCUCCAUGUACACUU
This is a messenger RNA of Boleophthalmus pectinirostris (great blue-spotted mudskipper), 1428 nucleotides long. Its product is annotated as solute carrier family 41 member 1-like. Gene Ontology annotation, biological process: monoatomic cation transport. The record is from RefSeq and is a predicted model, not a curated record. The transcript is spliced from 7 exons. The annotation marks the transcript as partial. Lineage: Eukaryota; Metazoa; Chordata; Actinopteri; Gobiiformes; Gobiidae. Gene Ontology annotation, cellular component: plasma membrane. Gene Ontology annotation, molecular function: monoatomic cation transmembrane transporter activity.